Messenger RNA from Rhagoletis pomonella (apple maggot), 2330 nucleotides. RefSeq lists its product as uncharacterized. The record is from RefSeq and is a predicted model, not a curated record. NCBI's taxonomy places the organism in Eukaryota, Metazoa, Arthropoda, Insecta, Diptera, Tephritidae.
GAUAACUUCUGCACACGUGGGAAGGCCGUAUGUGCCAUAUGAAAUGGCUUCAAAUAGAACAAAAAGAAGAAGGGUUUCAAGAUCUUGUUUCAUCAAAAUCGCCGGAAGAACUUACUAAAGCUGCAAAAAAGAUCGAAAAAUCAAUACACCAAGGAGACGUAGACUGUCUUUCUAUAAACGACGCUUUAGGGCUUUUCUUCGAUUUAAACCUAUCAAAGGAAAAGUAUAAUACUUUGCGAUCAGUGGUAAACAGAAUUCACAAAGACUGUUUUCCCAGUUAUUAUGCUCUUAAAAUAGGCAAAGACGAAAUGCUCCCAAACCCGAUCACAGUAUCCGAAACGUCAGCUGAGGUACCACUUCAGGAUUUGGUUAAUAGAACGGUAUCAAGUUUGGUACAUUUAAGUACUUUUAAAGAAAAAUGUAAUGAGGAAAUUGGCUUGACUUUAGAGUGCAAAUGGGGAUUUGAUGGCAGCAGCGGUCACAGCCAAUACAAGCAGAAGUUUACAGAGGAGCCCAAUUCGGACGAAUUUCUCAUUGUUUGUGCAAUAGUACCACUUCGCAUUGUAAAUAACACCAGUGGCAAAGAGGUUUGGUUAAACAGCCAAUGCUCCUCAUCGCGGUAUUGUCGCCCAAUUAAAAUAUGCUUUAAGAAGGAAUGCCCUCAGCUAGUUCGAGAGUUGGAAAACAACAUGCAAAAGGAAAUCAGUGAACUUCGAACUUAUCAACCCACUGUUGGUGAGAAAAAAGCUUGCGUUGAUUUUAAAUUCAUGUUGACAAUGAUGGACGGGGCUAUAAUUAAUGUUUUGACUGGUAAUACAGCCGGCCAAACGUGUUACUUAUGCCAUGCAAAACCAAUAGAAAUGAACACUUUAAAUAUUCGCGAAAAACCCGUCAACAAAGAGUUUUUUAAAUACGGCCUUUCUACUUUACAUGCACAUAUAAAGUUCUUUGAGUGUAUCUUGCAUAUAUCGUACAGGUUGCCUUUAAAAUGCUGGAGAGUAACAGGAGAACGUAACAAACAAACUUUUAAUGAAAAUAAAAAGAGAGUACAGCACGAGUUUAAACUAAAAACCGGAUUAAUUAUUGAUGGUGUUAAAACAGGUUAUGGCACCACCAAUGAUGGAAACACUGCCCGCCGUUUUUUUGAAAAUUGUGAAAUUUCUGCAGAAAUUACCAAAAUUGACGUAAACCUUAUUAAAAAUUUUGAUAAAAUAUUACGUAUUAUAUCCUGCGCAAAGCAUAUAAAUUUUACUGAAUUUGAAGCUCUUUUGGAUAAAACAUUUCAUUUGUAUUUAAAUUUGUAUUCGUGGUAUUACAUGCCCAGUACGGUUCACAAAAUUCUUGUACAUGGGAGCCAGGUAUCAAAAAGCUUCGAAAUAUCUAUUGGGCUUUUAUCGGAGGAAGCUAUAGAAACCCAGCAUAAGGAAAUAAGGAAAAUGCGCCUCAAUAAUGCCAGAAAAGUAUCAACAAUUGCAACAAAUUAUGAUAUAAUGUCUAAUAUGUUAUUAUCAUCUGAUCCGCUUUUGGUCAGGAAAAGGAAAAGUGUUAAAUUCAAUUCCUUUGAGAACAUAAAGGAAUACGUUGUACAAGACGACAAAGGUGAAGCAAACAGUGGUAGUGAAGUGAGCGACGAUGAAUUAAUUUAGAACUUAUUAGUAAAUUUAUAUACAUAUAUGUACAUAUGAUUCCUAAAUCGCAUUUUCAGUAUCUUGAAAGGUUUGAUUUGUGUUCUUACAGUAGUAAUUUAAUUGACAAAUGUUCGUUAUUUCAAUGGUCUCAUAUUUGUUGUUAAAGUUUUCAGACAAAAUAAAAGUAUAAAUUGUGUUAGCCCGACAAUUGAUCACCAAAAUGCAAUGACACUACAACUUGUUCGAAAUAAAAAAUAAAGAUCAUUUAUUUCUUUAAAAUAUUAUUUAAAGAAUAGGUUUGGAUUUGACAAAACUUUUAUAUGGAUGUUGGAGAAUGUGCAUCAUAUUUCAAAUGUAUGCAUUAAUAAGUAAAAUGGGGGAGCGUUGAUUAAAAUUUCAUCAAAAUUGGUCCGUCCUUAGUAGCAGAAACUGAAAUUUGUGUGAGCGGUGGGCGAACCAGUCGGCCAAUCUUGAUCAUCUUUCAGAUUUAUUAUUUUAAACGCCAAGCCUGUGACCAAACCGAAUUUCAUCAAAAUCGGUUCACUUUUAAUAUUUCCGCCCACAAGUGCAGUGGGCGUGGCAGUGAGCCUAUCCACAAUAUACUUCAUAUCUCUUCUUUCCCAAGUGAGAGUAAAACAUACACCACGUUUAAACUAAAUCAAGGCGCGUUUACUAGUUUUGGCCGCGGCUUAUAUGGGGACG